This is a messenger RNA of Spodoptera frugiperda (fall armyworm), 1516 nucleotides long. RefSeq lists its product as uncharacterized. The coding region runs from base 496 to 951 and encodes 151 amino acids. Lineage: Eukaryota; Metazoa; Arthropoda; Insecta; Lepidoptera; Noctuidae. Gene Ontology annotation, cellular component: BLOC-1 complex. The record is from RefSeq and is a predicted model, not a curated record. The transcript has a single exon.
UAUGUUACCAGUUAUAGAAAAAAAAACUAUUUUAAUACUUAACAAAUUUUAAUUGAAGAAGGGUACAUAAGUUGUGUUCUCUUAUUCUUUUGAAACCAUCCCAUAAAUCCCAAAAUUAUUAUCAAAAUGUUCUUAUGUAAAGAUUAAGAUUAACAGGAAGCACAUGCCUGUCUAACAUUCUAAAAUGAUGUCAGGGUUAGUGUUGCAAAUACCAAGAUGGGAGGUGGGAAAUUCAAGGCAAAGUAUUUACUAUUUCUCAAUACUUCGCUAUAAUGGAAAUGUAUGUGCUAGCAAAGAACGUAAUAACUAGCAAGUGAUAUUAUAUUUGUUGUGCUUCAACUAUGGAAUUAUUUUUAAAAGUUUUACGUUGGUGUCCCUCGUCGUUUAGAGGACUAUCGAAACUUGUGACAGAUAUCGUAGAUAAGCUUGUAAGUGUCAUUGAAUAUUUGUAUCCAGAUUUCGAAGGAAAAGCAUUGGAGUUUGAGUAAUUGCAAGAUGUUGGACGAACUGGUGAAAGAUUACUCUGCGUACUUGAAAUUAGAUGUGUUAAAUGGUUUCCAAACAGUUCAAGAUGUGGUUGAUAACAUGUUGACAAGACUUGAAGAGCUAACUAGUGUGCUGCAGAUGGUCAAACUAAAGAAUAGUGAUUGUAGCUCAGCUGUUUCAGAGGAUAUCAGCAAAUACCGCAAUGAAAUUACAGCACUUUCAAAGAAAAUAUCUACACUAUUAAAUGUUAUACAGAAACUUCAAAGUAAUGUGGAACAACUUGAGAAACAAGUGGAAAAAGCAGAAGCUGACUUUGGUAUUAACAAUGACAACAAAAUUAAAAGCUUUUUAAAACCAUUCUUGAAAAGGACUAAAGAAAUUGUUCCACCAAGUAGCCCAUCUCCAACAUAUGAGAAAUUAGUUUUUGAAAGUGUCUUAAAUAGUUUUGAAGAACAGAAACCUUGAGUUAGAUUUAUUUCAGGUAGAUAGGUAAUUAAUAUGUAUUUUUAUACAAUAUUUUGUGCUUAUGAAAAGAUAUUGUACUUAUAUGUAAUCUAAGUAUAGAAAUGUAAUCUCACAGGUUAUCAUGGUGCUUGUAUGAUGUAGAGCGGCUUGUCCUUUCUAUUUGGAGUUUAGGUUAGAAAUUUACUAUGUGUAAAUGGCUAAGAAAAGAGAUCCCACAGAUGACAUUAAUAUAAACAAAACUUCAUUAACCAAAAACUUUAUUGAAUACUAUUCAGAGGAAUGUCUUAUAUCAAUGUAUUUCUGGUAUACAAAGCCAGAAUUUCUACAUUGUAGGAACAUACAUGACACAUUGAAAAACUCUUCAUACUCGAGAUGCCUUAAAUCAACUGAUUAUCUUAAAAUAAGUGAUGAUGACAACAUAAUGAUCAAUGAAAAACUACCCUAAAUAGUACAAACACUAAAUCAAUGGAACAUAAUAGUCUGUUUGUUAACAUUCCUUUUGUACAGAUGUUUAAACCUUAUUAUUAAAAUUUUAUGUUAUUAAAAUAUUGUUAACAUGUAAAAA